CAUCACCCACCUUGGAUGUUGCGCAAGACGAGAACGAUGUUCUUUUAAGUCAUGUGCCCGCCAAGGCUGGCAAACGUACGCGAAAAGUAUGGACUCACGAAAUGAAUACCUUCAUAUGGCGUACAUACCUACUAAUAACUGAACUUGAAACCAAAACUAGAACCUAUCUAACUAUCCUGCAUCAAAAAUUCAUAGAACAGUUUCCCGAAAUGACCGUAUCUAAACAAAGAGUAGGAGACCAAAGACGAGCAAUCUUACGCUGCAAAUUACUAGAUACCCAAACACUUACGAGAAUUCAAGCGGAAGUAGCAGACAUAUUGAAUAGCAGUACUGAAUAUGCAGGUCAACAAGCACAAGAAAAUACAACUAACACCAGAAUGCGAUGGAAUGAUGAAAUCAAUGAAACAAUUAUGAGAAUAUACUAUAAAAUAACUCAGAUGGAGACCAAUACGACAGGUUAUAGAAAAUUGUUACAUACACAAUUCAUUGAACAGUUUCCUCAAUUGGCGCAUAUUUCAGAACAGCGAGUUGCAGAUCAACGGAGGGUAAUUGUAAACAAUAAACUAAUUACACAUGCCAAGUUGGACGAAAUUAGAAAGGAAGUAGAAACAGAUCUCACAUUAAAUGGUAACAUAGAGCCACAACAAAGUUAUAACAAUACUACUGAAAAUCACACGUUAGAAUCAGAUGAACUAAAUAUAAAUAACACAACCACAACAGAAAACGAGACAAUUACCCAACACUUAAAUGCGUCAAGUCAUGAUAAUGAAGAACUUUCAGAGAGCAAUCAAGAGCCUGGUCCACGAACAAAUAGAUUCAAAGAUGAACAACUAAAUACAAAAAUUACUAUUACAUUUAAAACUGCCUUGAACACUUAUACAAACACAGAUCCAACCAAAAGACCACACAUACCAAAACAAAAAGUAACAAAAAAACUGAGAUACAUAGUUGAUUACAUAAAUACAGAAUUAAUACCAACACAUCUUACCAGUGAGGAUGAUUUUAUGACAACACAAACAGUAAUUUAUUGUGCAGCUUACGCUGCAGUUGUUAAUAAUGGAGCAAAGGUCUAUCAAAAUGACGGUAAUAAUAACCUUCCAAAGAAGAAUAGGAUGCCCUUCUGGCAAAAACGUCUGACAAAUAAAAUUGCUGAUUUCAGAAAGUAUAUAGGCCAAAUGACUGAAUUUAUAGGCGGUAAUAGAAGCUGGAGACUUAGUGCGCGUGUAUCCCGAAUUAGGCAAACAUUUUCCACUCAUUCCCGACAUGAAGAACCCAAUAAUAAUGAUCAACAAAUAUUAGACACGUUAAAACAGAAAUUAAACGCAGCUGUUAGUCGACUCAAGAGAUACAAUAAUUGUACGCUACGAAAGAAACAGAAUACAUUAUUUACAAACAAUGAAAAGCAGUUCUAUGGACAGAUAACUUUAGCAACACAAAAUACAAGCACAACUACUGAUAAUAAUACAACACCAACACAAGAAGAACUUAAGCAAUUCUGGUCAGGAAUAUGGGCAAACGCGGUUCAACACAAUUCUAAUGCGGAAUGGAUAAAGUUAGAGUCAGAUGAAAAUGGAUGCCUGCCACAAAUGGAAUUUGAUAGCAUUUCAAUAGAAACCCUUCUUAAAGUCAUCAACAAAACACAUAAUUGGAAAGCACCAGGUACCGACAACAUCCAAAACUAUUGGUACAAAAAAUUCACAAACACCCACCCCUCUUUACUUAAGCAUAUAAAUGAUUUUAUUCGCAAUCCGGAUUCAAUGCCUCCGUAUAUUACCCAAGGUUUGACUUACAUGAUCCCUAAAAGCGCAGAACAUCACGACCCUAGCAAAUAUAGACCAAUUACGUGCCUACAAACUAUAUACAAGAUUCUCACAUCAUGUUUAACCGAAAUUAUUUAUGGCCACGUAGUAGACCACAACAUUUUAGCUGAGGAACAAAAAGGUUGCAGGCGUAGUAGUCAGGGAUGCAAAGAGCAGCUUAUUAUCGAUUCCGUUGCUAUGAAGUUCGCCCUAAAAAAUAAAAGUGACAUAAGCACAAUGUAUAUCGAUUACCGAAAAGCAUAUGAUUCUGUCCCACACAGUUGGCUUUUAUUUGUAUUACAGAUGUAUAAGAUCCAUCCUACUAUUAUCUCAUUCUUAGAAAAUUGCAUGAGUACAUGGUCCACAAACCUUAAGUUAAAAACCAAUACAACACAAUUCAUCACUUCAAGUAUUCCUAUUAAGAGAGGCAUAUUCCAAGGAGAUGCUCUUAGCCCACUUUGGUUCUGCCUCGCUUUAAACCCACUGUCAAAUAUGUUAAAUAAAACAAGCCUAGGAGUUGAUAUGACACUACAACAGGACUCUAAUGCAAACACACCUGAGGACACCACAUUCAAAACUCUCACACACCUAAUGUACAUGGACGACAUAAAACUUUACAGUAAAAAUACACAUUCACUCCAUCAGAUAACACAAACCUUUUCAAAUGAUAUAGGCAUGGAAUUUGGAAUAGACAAAUGUAAAACAGUAACUAUAAUAAGAGGAAAAAUUGAAGAAAAAGAAUAUAUACUAGAAAACGGCAAUAAAAUUGAAGCUCUAGAUGCAAACAUAUCUGACCCCGAAAAAGCGUUCAUGUGGAAGCAAAAAUCUAUACAUGGCCGCCAUUACCACGAUUUGCACCAACUACAAGUCGACAAGGCAGCGUCGAAUGCAUGGUUGCAGCGUGGCGAAAUGUUCCCCGAAACGGAAGCUUUCAUGAUCGCUAUUCAGGAUCAAGUGAUUGACACCAAAAACUACCAGAAAUACAUCAUGAAGAAGCCGAAUAUUACAGAUACAUGCAGAAGAUGCCAUAGCAGCCCCGAGCACAUACAGCACAUUACAGGAGCGU
Messenger RNA from Ostrinia furnacalis (Asian corn borer), 2865 nucleotides. RefSeq lists its product as uncharacterized. The transcript is spliced from 3 exons. NCBI's taxonomy places the organism in Eukaryota, Metazoa, Arthropoda, Insecta, Lepidoptera, Crambidae. The record is from RefSeq and is a predicted model, not a curated record. The annotation marks the transcript as partial.